Lodderomyces beijingensis is the source of this 2154-nucleotide messenger RNA. NCBI's taxonomy places the organism in Eukaryota, Fungi, Ascomycota, Pichiomycetes, Serinales, Debaryomycetaceae. The record is from the annotation of a GenBank genome assembly.
AUGUCGUCCGAAAAAGAGCCUCUUUUGGCUAAAGAUUUUGACAAUGACGAGCACCAGCAACCCUUGUCUCUCAAAGCGUUCCUAUUGACUCCGUUCCAAACUUGUUUACCUCACCUCGGUAAUCAAAGCUACCCAGCCGACGAGGGUGAGGUUAUUGAUUAUGCUGACGACGACUCGACAUUGCCGGAUCUACCUUAUGUUGCUGAUCCGAUCAUCUUGCCCCGUUCCAAGUUGACACAACUGGACAAACUAGUUGAACUCCGAAAGCAAAUGAAAGCGCACGGGAUAGGUGUUUAUAUUGUGCCAUCGGAAGAUGAGCACCAAUCCGAGUAUACUGCGUUGUCCGACAAACGAAGGGAGUUCUUGUCAGGAUUCACGGGAAGCGCAGGUGUGGCGGUGGUCACCUUGGAAGAUGCGAACUCGUUACAAGGCUCAGCGUAUUUGUCAACUGAUGGUCGCUAUUUUUUACAAGCCGAACAGCAGUUGGAUCCAAAAUUGUGGCGUUUAAUAAAGGAAGGAUCCGGUGGGAAAUCUAAAUCCUGGACUGAACAAGUGAUUGACUCGGCCGUCAGUUGCUCCUUUAGCAGGGUAGUCUCGUGUGACCCAAGAACCUUGAGCCUUUCACUAGGAGAAUAUUUCAAAAAUAGAGAAAAGUACGCCGAUUUCAAAUUUCGGCCUUUGUUGAAGACAAAUUUGGUUGACGUGAUCUGGGGAGAUGAACAACCCAAGAGGUCGUUGGCGCCAAUAUACCACCUAGAUUUAAAAUAUUGCGGCGAGCACACCAAUUCCAAAUUGGCAAGAGUUCGUGGUAUCAUGCGGGAAAGAAAUGCUACUCAUUACGUGGUCACGGAAUUAGACAGCGUGGCGUGGUUGUUCAACUUGAGAUGCGAUAGGGAUAUUCCAUUUUCCCCCGUAUUCUUUUCAUAUGCAAUCAUCUCGUUGACGGCGGUGACAUUGUAUGUCGAUGAUAAAAAGCUCCCCCAGGCCGACGCUGCAUUGCACGGGUAUUUGUCCAGCAUCAGCGGCUUGCAUAUAGCGCCAUACGGCCGUUUUUAUUCGGACUUCUCAAAAGCUCAGUCUCAAUCAUUCGGAACAAAUACGGUAAAAUUUAUCCUCCCUUCCAAGGAUUCCACCACUUUUGCUUUAUACGACUUGAUCCAAAACUCAAAUGUCAAAAAUAGUUUAAUCCACGAAUCCAUCAUUGCCAAGUUGAAAGUUUUCAAGAACCGCACGGAGUCAUUUAAUGCCAGGGUAGCUCAAUAUAAGGACUCCUUGGUGUUUAUAAUGUUUGCAUCUUGGUUGCAACAUCAACUAGUCAAUAAAGGAGCGAGGGUUUCAGAAUACGAUGCCGCGUGCAAGAUCUUCGACAUUAGGCAAGGAAUGCCAAAUUUCAAAGGAUUGAGCUAUGAGACAAUCUCGCUGUCGGGGCCAAAUGCAGCAAUCAUCCACUAUGCACCCACCAAGGAUAAACACGAUAUCGUUGACGUCAAUGCGAUAUACUUGUUGGAUUCAGGAGCCCACUAUCUUGAGGGAACAACAGACAUUACGCGCACUUGGUGGUUUAGUCCCAAGCCAGUCAAGGAACAAUACAAGAAGUACUACACGUUGGUAUUGAAGGGCCACUUGGCGAUAGCAAUGGCCAAGCUCCCCCAAAGUGCGCGCAACAAGGGAACUAUCCUUGACGCCUGUUCUCGUCAACCAUUAUGGAACCAUGGACUUGAUUUUAAUCAUGGAGUAGGACACGGAAUAGGCAGUUUCGGGCUAGUGCACGAAGCGCCGUUUUUCAUUCUGUCGACUGUGGCUGGUCCUAGCGACACCGAUUUCUUUAAACCCGGUGCCAUUACUUCAGAUGAACCCGGGUAUUACAUUGAUGGGGAAGUUGGGUUUAGAAUAGAGAGCGAAUUGCAAGUUUGUGAGCUAGAUGGCUCAUUCGGCAAAAGUCGAGAUGGGAAAAAUUAUUUGGGGUUUGAGUAUCAGACUAAAGUGCCCUUUUGUACGAGGCUUAUCGAUACAAAGUAUUUGACAAAGAUUGAGAUUGACUGGAUAAACGACUUCCACAAUGGCAUCAGAAAGGAAUUUGGACAGGAGUUGCUUAGGUUGAAUGACAAACGCGCUUUUAACUGGUUGUUGAAAGAAACAGAACCAAUAGCGUGA